Messenger RNA from Diospyros lotus (date-plum), 2350 nucleotides. RefSeq names its product sorting nexin 2B-like. The transcript has 5 exons. NCBI's taxonomy places the organism in Eukaryota, Viridiplantae, Streptophyta, Magnoliopsida, Ericales, Ebenaceae. The coding region runs from base 267 to 1934 and encodes 555 amino acids. Gene Ontology annotation, molecular function: phosphatidylinositol binding. The record is from RefSeq and is a predicted model, not a curated record.
AACUCGGAGCCGUAUACGAAAUUCCUAGUAGUCUCCUCCAUCGGCUGACGGGAGUGUCUCGGAGUCGUGGACUUAAGUUGUCCAAAACCGGCGAGCCCGCAAUCCGAGUUUUUUUUUCCCACUCGGCGAUUCCGUCCAUUCCCGAUGCGGAUCGAUAUGCAAGCAGUGAGUUCGCUUCCACGCCAAGAACCACUCUGAUCUCUCUUUGUGAUUUGAAUCUGUUCUGGCGUCUUCACUGACCAAUCCAACCGAGAAAUCACACUAUUAUGAUGAGCUAUCAGAACGAGGGCUUCUUCGAAGAGGCCCACCUCCGCGUGUCCCCCGAAGAGAUGGAGACUCUGGUCCUCGACGACCCCUCUACCGUCCCCCACGCCGGAGAUUCUCGUUCCUCCGACGCCCAUCCCUUAUCCACUCCGUCGCUUGCCUUCGCCGAGAUCGUCACCGACGAUGACCUCGCUGCCUCGUCUCCACUGUCGCUCUCUCACCGCAGGAGCCCUAGCUCCUCCUUCAAUUCAAUCCUCGAGCCCCCUUCCUAUGCCGAAGCCGUGUUUAGAUCCUUCGACGGAGGCGAAACUAACGGCCACGAUACCUCCUGCGAAGCCUCGUCCUCGUCGCCAUUGGCUUCCGAGUAUAUAAGGAUCUCCGUCUCAGAUCCGCAGAAAGUGCAAGAGCUCUCGAACUCGCUCGUUCCAGGCGGUAGCGGCUAUUAUACGUACCUAAUCACGACGAGGACGAACAUGCCGCACUUCGGCGGAGCCGAAUUCAGCGUUCGGAGGCGGUUCAAGGAGUUCGUGACGCUCUCUGAUCGAUUAGCGGAGUCGUACCGAGGUUUUUUCGUGCCGAUUAGGCCGGACAAGAGUGUGGUGGAGAGCCAGGUGAUGCAGAAGCAGGAAUUUGUGGAGCAGAGGAGGGACGCAUUGGAGAAGUACCUGCGAAGGCUUGCUGCGCAUCCCGUGAUAAAGAGGAGCGAGGAAUUGAGAGUAUUUUUGCAGGCUGAUGGGAAGCUGCCAUUGGUGAGGAGCACCGAUGUGGCAUCGAGGAUGCUUGAUGGCGCGGUGAAGCUUCCGCAGCAGCUCUUAGGGGAGUCCGGGGCAACAGUGGAUCCAAGUGAAGUGGUGCAGCCGACGAAAGGAGGCAGGGAUUUGCUGAGGAUUUUUAGGGAGUUGAAGCAGUCAGUUUCUAAUGAUUGGGGUGGGACUAAGCCGGCGGUGGUGGAGGAAGAUAAGGAGUUCUUGGAGAAGAAGGACAAGUUGCGGGAUUUUGAGCAGCAGCUCAGUAAUUUUUCUCAACAGGCUGAAUCACUUGUCAAAGCUCAGCAGGACGUUGGAGAGACAAUGGGGGAAUUGGGUUUGGCAUUUGUCAAACUAACAAAGUUUGAGAGUGAAGAAGCCAUGUAUAACUCGCAAAGAGAGCGGGCUGCCGACAUGAAAAAUAUUGCGACAGCUUCUGUUAAAGCUAGUAGAUUGUAUCGAGAAUUAAAUGCACAAACAGUCAAACAUUUGGCUAAACUCCAUGAAUAUCUUGGUGUAAUGUUAGCUGUCAACAAUGCAUUUACAGACAGAUCAACUGCUUUAUUGACAGUACAGACUCUUUUGUCAGAGUUGUCUUCCUUGAAUUCAAGGAUUGAAAAGCUUGAAGCUGCUUCAUCAAAAAUCUUUGGUGGGGACAGGUCAAGGAUACGCAAGAUAGAAGAGUUGAAAGAAACUGUUAGAAUCACUGAAGACGCUAAGAAUUGUGCAGUCAGAGAACAUGAGCGGGUCAAGGAAAACAAUAAGAAUGAGCUUGAAAGGCUAGACAAAGAGAGGCAUGAUGACUUUUUGAGCAUGUUGAAAGGGUUUGUAGUUAAUCAGGUUGGAUACGCGGAGAAGAUGGAGAAUGUGUGGAAAAUGGUUGCAGAUGAAACAAGUGGAUAUGCCAAAAAGGCCAGUGGCUGAUGCAAAAAUGUCCAGUGGUUCAGAAUGUUUCUUCUUCUUUACACCUGCGUCCGGCUGUAGUUUGUUUGUGUACCUAAUUUAAGAGACACCCAGUAGUCGUUGACUCGGCAAAGCUUUUUAAUAUGCUAGAAAUCUCCCCCCCCCCCCCCCCCCCCCCCGGCGUUAAAUUCAGUAAUGGACAAUAAGCUUCGUUAAAUCCCCAAAAUUCAAGUUUUUAUGUUCCAGGUUUAUCGGUUGCAGUGCAGCUACGUAAACUAAUUCUGGUUUCAAGCGCGGGGCUGGAUGAGAAGAUGCCGCUGCUGCACCUUUUUUAUUCUUUUUUCUGGGCAGUUGGCCUAACCUUGUAAACAUGUUUUUUUAUUUUUUGGGGGAAAUGAUAUUCCUGUAUAUAUAUUAUUUUUUUGUUUGUUGGUGAA